UUUGACAGAAUAAAGACAAAGAAUCCACUAUCCAGCAUUAUGCAAGGAGAAUCAAGCUGUUUCUUGUUAUAUAAUGCUAAAUGGAAGCAUGGAAUGUGACAAUUAUAUCCUAUGUCCUCUGUUAAAACCAGGAAGUCAAUUUGAUGCAUAACAUUUUAAAAUUAUCCGGUUGACAGCAGAUAACAUGUAGAUGGCACCUAAGCUGUAAUUAUCUCAAAGUCUAAAAAUAGCAUAGGUUAGAAUAGCAUAGAAUUUGUGUCCUUUCUAAGAAAUACGCUGUGUCAUCGCCGAAGCGGAUAUUAUUGAAGGGAGGCGAAGACUGGUCCUCUUCCGGUGACAGGACAGAGCUGGUGUCAGGUGUAUUGAAACAAUGAACCGGAAAAAAUGCGGCCCUUUCGAAACAGUAAGCGGAGAUAUAGCGGAAAUUUAAAUUCAAAAAUGUUUAGGUCAAAGCACCAUGAAAAUUAAGAUGUAUUGAAAUUAUGAAACGGAAAGAAUGCGUCGCUUCUGAAACAGUAAUAGGAGAUACAGAGGAAAUUUAAAUUAAAAAAUGCUUCGAUCAAUGCACCAAGAAAAUUGAUUGCACCAUGAAACUGAUGGACCAAAGAAAGUUAAAUAAGCAUAAUAAACGCUUUACUCAUCAGCAAAAAUUUGCUUGCUCAUCAGCUGAAUGGUACAGGAAAAGAAGACCCUUGUGAUUGGAAAAUACAAUUUAAAUAUCUUCUGACGCAUGUAAAAUUUCAUUCAUAAAUUUGUGGCAUAAUCUGUAGACAGUUUUGGUGGCAACUGAUAACUUCAAAUUAGAUAUAAAAUACCAUUUUAAGAUGCUUUAGUAAGUUUCAUGAAAUUAUUGUAAUGAAGCAGUACGUUAAACCAUUUUCACAUUAAAGCAAUUUGAGAUGAAAUUUAUGCUCGUUUAUAACAGAGAAACUCUAUGUCAGCGAGAUGUAUAGUGGGGCGUCUCCUCUGCAGCAAUAUUUCAGCUCAUAUUUACUGAUGUACACAAGCGAGAAACCGUAUACCUGCGAGACAUGUUCUAACUCAUUUUUUUUUAAAUGAGUACUUUUAGGAAGCAUUUGCUAACGCAUAUGGGAGUGAAACCAUAUCGCUGCAAAAUACGUUUCCUCGAAUGGCCGACUUAACGAAUCAUUUGCAGAUACAAACGAAACAGAAACCAUAUACUUGCGAGAUUUGCAACAAAGCGUUUUCUCUGAAGGUAAAUUUAAAGAAACAUUUACAAAUACAUACAGGAGAGAAACCAUAUGUCUGUGGUAUUUGCAGUAAAGCGUUUUCUCAGAAUGUUAAUUUAAAGAGACAUUUACUGAUACACACAAGAGAGAAACUCUAUGUUUGUGAUAUAUGCAAUAACGCAUUUUCGCGAAAGGUGGACUUAACGAAACAUUUACUAAUACAUAGGAAAGAAAAAACAUAUCCUUGCGAGAUUUGCAAUAAAGCGUUUUCUCUGUGUGGAAAUUUAAGGAAACAUUUACUAAUACAUACAGGAGAGAAACCAUUUGCAUGUGAUAUUUGCAAUAAAGCGUUUUCUCAGAAGGUUAAUUUAGAGGCACAUUUACUAACACAUACGAGAGAGAAACCGUAUGUUUGUGAUUUAUGCAAUAACACGUUUUCGCGAAAGACCGACUUAAAGAGACAUUUACUAACACAUACAGGAGAGAAACCGUAUCCUUGCGAGAUUUGCAACAAAGCGUUUUCUGUGUGUAAAAAUUUAAAGAAACAUUUAUUAAUACAUACGGGAGAGAAACCACAUGUCUGUAGCAUUUGCAGUAAAGCGUUUUCUCAGAAGGUUAAUUUAAAGCGACAUUUACUGAUACAUACGCGAGAUUAACCGUAUGUUUGUGAAAUAUGCAAUAACGCGUUUUCUCCAAAAGCCGAUUUAAAGAAGCAUUUACUGAUUCAUACGAAAUGGUAAUCGGCGAGCAUUUACUGAUUCAUACGAAAUGGAAAUCGGCGAGAUUUGCAAUAACGCAUUUUCUAUAAGAGGAAAUUUAAAGGCACAUUUACUAAUACAUAAAGGGAGAGAAACCGUAUGUUUGUAAUUUAUGCUAUAAAGAAGCAUUUAUUGACUCAUGCGAAAGCAAAAUCUGGUGCUUGUGAUUUAUGAAAUAACGUGUAUUCUCUAUAGGAAAGUUGGAAAAAAAACAUUUAUUGACUCAUGCGGAUUAAAACCCUUUUGUUGGUGAUGGGUGUUAUAUGUCAUUUUCUGAUCGAGGCAAUUUAAACAAACAUACACUGGCACAUACGAACGAGAAAUCGUAGUGUUACAAGGCAUUUUAUUAUCAGAAAAUUUUAAGGAGACAUUUACUAUAAAAUAGAAGAAACAGAUAGACUUUAAAUUUAUCUCUUCGUUGUUUUUAUUACAGGUUUUUCUCUCUCACACAGAAAGUAUAAUUUUUUAAAUGCUAUAAGGUAUCUUGGACCGAUUUUUUUCUUCUUAUUAUUCAUGUGGAAGAGAAAGUCAUGAGUCAACCUGAACAAUAAAGUAUUUUUUGAGCAAAGGGAUUAAGCUGAAAAAUCAAGUAAAAAUAAUCAUGCUUCUACGAUUUAUGUAAUACAUAAUAUGUUCAUCAUGCUUCAGUGACUUGCUUACUAAAAUAUUUUCUUAAAAACCUGUUUAA
Molecule: messenger RNA, 2636 nt
Organism: Argiope bruennichi
Lineage: Eukaryota; Metazoa; Arthropoda; Arachnida; Araneae; Araneidae
Product: zinc finger protein 568-like
Exons: 4
Coding region: 1130-1846 (238 amino acids)
Biological process (GO): regulation of transcription by RNA polymerase II
Cellular component (GO): nucleus
Molecular function (GO): RNA polymerase II cis-regulatory region sequence-specific DNA binding; DNA-binding transcription activator activity, RNA polymerase II-specific
Source: RefSeq, a predicted model, not a curated record